This is a messenger RNA of Euleptes europaea (tarantolino), 946 nucleotides long. It is a transcript of the gene PPT2, whose product is annotated as palmitoyl-protein thioesterase 2. Gene Ontology annotation, molecular function: thiolester hydrolase activity. The record is from RefSeq and is a predicted model, not a curated record. Gene Ontology annotation, cellular component: lysosome. The transcript has 9 exons. Lineage: Eukaryota; Metazoa; Chordata; Lepidosauria; Squamata; Sphaerodactylidae. Bases 59 to 946 code for a protein of 295 amino acids.
AUCAGCUGGCGGAUGGGGGCAGGGACGCGGCUGGUGCAUUGAUCCAGCUGGAGGGAUCAUGUGGCAGCACCGAGGCGACAUCAGACUGCUGGCUCCGUUCUGCGCCCUGGUCGUCCUCCUCUUGUUCACGCUGACCGCUUCCUACAAGCCUGUCAUCGUCAUUCAUGGCCUCUUUGACAGCCCUUCUGACUUUGGAGACCUUUUGGACUUUAUCAAUGAGACCCACCCAGGAACCAACGUGACGGUUGUCGAUUUGUUCGAUCGCACGGAGAGCUUGAAACCGCUCUGGAUGCAAGUGGAGGGGUUCCGACAAGUCAUAUACCCCAUUAUGCAGAAUGCCGUCAACGGGGUCCACCUCAUCUGUUACUCGCAAGGAGGGCUGAUCUGCCGCGCUAUCCUCUCCACGAUGCCCGAUCACAACGUGGAUACCUUUAUCUCUCUCUCUUCCCCGCAAAUGGGACAAUAUGGGGACACCAAGUACCUGAAAUGGCUCUUUCCCCAACACAUGAAAUCCAAUCUAUAUCGCUUGUGCUACACACAACUGGGCCAGGAUUUCUCUAUCUGUAACUACUGGAAUGAUCCACAUCAUCGAGAUCUUUACCUCAACAACAGCAAUUUCCUGGCCCUACUGAACGACGAGAAGCUGAAUCCCAAUGCUACAGCCUGGAAGAAGAACCUUCUGCGGAUUCGGAAGCUGGUGCUGAUUGGGGGUCCGGAUGAUGGCGUCAUCAUGCCGUGGCAAUCCAGCUUGUUCGCCUUCUAUGAUGAUAACGAGACAGUGAAGGAAAUGAAAUCCCAAUUGGUCUACCUCGAGGACACCUUUGGUCUGAAGACCCUGGAUGCUCGCGGCGACAUCUCUUUCUACACAAUGCCCGGCGUCUCCCACACAUAUUGGCACUCUAAUCGCACCGUCUACGACAAAUGCAUCUCCCAGUGGCUGACGUAG